UUGAGUCAACCAAAAUUAUUUAGGUAAACUAAUAUAUUAAAUAUUGGCAUGUACCAGUAACUCAAUGUGAAUUCACCCAAAAAAAAAAUCCAAGAUGCACAAGUUUCACUCAUUAAAAUACACGCGCGUAAUUUAUUAACAACAAGAGUUAGUUAGUUAGUUUAAGUAUUAGUCAUAUAAUCUUCAUGAAGAUAAGAAGGGCAAAUCUGACAAUUCACUUUGAAUAGUUUGUUUAUUUCCCGCCAAAUUCGUAACGGUUUCAUUCUGCGUGCGGCAUGGAAAACUUCUUCUUCUUCUUCCUCAUCAUGCUGAGCCUGAGCGUCUUUGAAGUUGCAGAAGCGGCGCCGCCUCCGCCGUCGUCAAGGGGAGGGUGCACCGACCAGCUAAUGCUAUUCUCUCCGUGUCUUCCUUAUGUAUCGUCUUCCCCAAACAACCUAACGGAAAAUGCUUCGACCAAAUGCUGCGAAGCUUUCUCAUCGUCGUUUGCACCAAAUUCUCUCUGUUUCUGUUAUCUCCUCCGCGAUCCUAACAUCCUUGGAUUCCCUCUCAACUCCACAAGGCUCAUCUCACUCUCCUCCCUCUGUCUCUCCCCUCCACCAACAAACUCAUCUCUCAAUUUUCUUUGCGCAGAAUCACCGGCUCUUCCUCCUCUCGGCAGCGCAGAUUUUCUAAGGACUCCCGCCGGCACUACUUCCGGAAAUGGGUCAGGGUCCAGUGGUGGAGGAGGGGAAAUGGUACCCCACAAUGGCAGGGGAGCAGGGAGGACAUUUUACUUUCCAUUGUUGAAUGGUUCAAAUUCAACACUCAUUGGUGGUCGAUGCUACAAGUCUUUGCUACUCUCUCAAUUACUUACCAUCUUUUUUGUCACGCUUCCACUCUUCAACCUCAACAAUCACUACUUUUAAUGCUCAAGAUCAAGUCUCUACUACUUCAACUCACUCAUUGCUAAAAUGUGUGUUACUAAUUUUUCAUAUCCGUCAUCUUGUAUAUUUGUGGAAUAUAUAGUUGAAGAGUGAAUUUUUGCUUCA
This is a messenger RNA of Cicer arietinum (chickpea), 1028 nucleotides long. RefSeq lists its product as uncharacterized. The record is from RefSeq and is a predicted model, not a curated record. NCBI's taxonomy places the organism in Eukaryota, Viridiplantae, Streptophyta, Magnoliopsida, Fabales, Fabaceae.